GCAUCCUUCACUUCGACCAAACACUCUCCAGCAAAAUGACUUCGACCUCUCCUCAGAAGUUGCGCAUUGCUAUCCGGCGGUGGAAUUGGCGGCUUAUGCUUCGCCAUUGCCCUCCAGCGUCACUGCGACAUGUCUCGCCUGGACGUCCACAUCUACGAGGCAGCGCAUGAACUCAACCAGGCCGGUGCUGGUAUCGUAUUCUAUUCGCGCACGCUCGGCCUCCUCCAUGACCUUGGCUUCGGCGACGUCCUACACAAGUUCGAAACCAUCGAGCCCCGUGGGUCGCUGGUCUUCAGCCUGCGCAAGAGCGACCAACCCGAGGGUACCUGUAUCCACGAUAUGUUCCUCCCAGGCCCGAUGUGCACCCUCCAUCGCGCAGGCUUCCAGCAGAUGAUCCUCGACGCACUCUCGCCCGAGAUCCACGUCCACCUCGCGCACCGCCUCCUCGCCGUCGACACGCCCACGGACACCGAGGUCGUGCUCAAGUUCAUGAACGGCACGACGGAGACGUGCGACAUCGUCGUCGGCGCGGAUGGGCUACGCUCGAACGUGCGGCCCGCGCUGCUCGAGCGGCUCGUGCAGGCGAGAGUGCUCACCGAGGCCGAGCGCGACGACAAGACCGACCCUGUGUGGACGGGGACGUAUGUAUACCGCGGGCUGAUCCCCUCCGAGGAGCUGCAGGCCAAGUACCCCGGGCACCCAUCUCUGACGAAGCCUGUGCAGUACAUCGGACGGGAUAAGCACAUCACGAGCUACCCCAUCGCGCAGGGCCGCUACGUCAACGUCGUGCCCACCUACUCCGACUUCACCCAGGACCGCACGCACAUCGCGUCCUGCGGCGCGGGCUCCAAAGCCACCAACGACGAGAUCCUGCCGUACUUCGAGGGGUGGGAGGAGCUCGCGACGGUCCUCGUCGAGAACUUCAAGUGCAUCGGCAAGUGGCCGAUCAUGCAGCUCAGCCCGCUGCCCAAGUACGCGGAUGGAAGGAUCAUCCUGCUAGGCGACUCGGCGCACGCCAUGUCCCAGCACCUCGGCGCGGGCGCCGGGCAGAGCAUCGAGGACGGCAUCAUCCUCGCUCGCUGCCUCAACCGCGCCCUAUCAAAGGACGCCGGCCCACCCUCGCCCGCCGCCAUCGCCGCCAUCGUCUCCACCUACAACACCCUGCGCGUGCCCAUCGGGAACUACGUGCAGGAGCGCGCGCGGCUGCAGGGCAAGGUGUACGAGCUCGCCUUCCUCGACGAGCCGGCGCUCAGGCCCGAGGUGUGCCUCUGUGCGGGGGAGUCGACGUUGGCGUUCCCGGGCGAGGUGAAGGGCGCGCUCCCGGACGAGGCGAAGAGCGCGUUUCCAGGCGAGUCCGCGUUCCCGAGCGAGCUGCAGGACACGGACGUGAAGGACACCGUCCUCGGCGGCGUGGCGGAGAAUGCAAGCGCGGCAGUGCCGGCGAAGUCUGAGUCCAAGGCCGAAGAGCAGGCCACCGCCAAGUCCGAGGCCGAAGAGGAGGCAAAGGUAGAAGAGCAAGACAAAGUCGAGGCGAACACCCCCAAGGUCAAGACCGAGGAACAGGCCGCCUCCAAGGUCAAGCAAAUGACCAACAUCUACGACCUACCUCCCCACUACGGCGCGCUCAGCGAGCUCGGCAAGGUCUCCUGCCUCACGACGGAGAACUACAGCUGGCCGAGCAGCCGGUUCGUGCGCCGCUGGGACGAGGAGGCGGAGAGGUUGCUGGCGGAGUGAAGGGCAUGUUGGCGGAGUGAAGAGCAAGUGGUGGGACUGUCGACGACAACUCACGGGACUUGAAGCGACUAGGUAACUCUAUAUGAGCGGAUUUGAAAUUUUAUGUACCCUUGUGUGGACCCGUGUUAUAUAU
This is a messenger RNA of Schizophyllum commune H4-8, 1867 nucleotides long. RefSeq names its product FAD/NAD(P)-binding domain-containing protein. The coding region runs from base 130 to 1734 and encodes 534 amino acids. The transcript is spliced from 6 exons. Lineage: Eukaryota; Fungi; Basidiomycota; Agaricomycetes; Agaricales; Schizophyllaceae. Gene Ontology annotation, molecular function: monooxygenase activity; FAD binding. The record is from RefSeq and is a predicted model, not a curated record.